ACAGGUAUUUUAUGGUGACGUCAGCAAGGUAGAGUGGCGCGCGGCGGCUGCCACUAUGGUCUGGACAAGCGAGAACAUUUGCUCGAGACCGUGAAGACACUUCCUGAGCUUCGGUAAACGAUUUUAUCUGUAAAAGAGCAAGUUAGGCGGGUUUGAAACAACAUUAUAGCUCAAGGCCGACGUGUUCAGCCCAUGUAAACACUGAGACUGUCAGUGGGGGAGAGUGAGCUGUCAUUCACUGGAUCCACCCCAGCCAAAGGACAACAGUGAACUAUACUGACAGAUUUAAACAGGGCACCUGCUGCACCUUUUUAUGAUGACUACUCGAGGUAAAAGUGAAGGCUGCCGCAUUUGUGGGAGUGACCUGCAAGGUAACCAGCGGCGAUGGCUGUAUACAGGUCAGAACAGAAAGGGGGCACAACCUCAGACGCCGACAGACUUUUCUAUCAAGGGAAGCUUGCCCAGAUCGGCACAAAGCAGCCCAUGGGGCAGCACUAUAUCACUAAGUUCCUCUCGUUCGCUAUCGAAGUCUCGUGGCCUGCUCACCCCCACGAAAGGAAUCGACCUGCUCUGUGUGCUGACACAUAUAUUAGAGCAGUCUGUACCACGUGGGGAUGGUCAGGGGGAGUUUUUAUGUGGCAAGUGUGUGUCCGUUUUGGAGCGAGUUUUCAAGUUCGACACCGUCAUUGCCAGAGUCCGAGCGCUGUCGAGUGAGAGACUCCAGAAACUCUCUCAGGAAAGGGACAAGAUCAGACGAUGGGUGCGAAGCAUGUAUGAUCAGCGCCACUCAUCUACUUCCAGGAGAAAUGGUAGUUCCAGUGAGGAUGAAGGGGAACGGAAGGAUUAUGUAGGGGAAGGAUAUCGAGAAAUGCUGAGGGACAACAUGGCCCUCUCUGAGUACGAAUGGUGGUCCGAGAAAGCGGAGUCAUGUCCGUAUUACAAGAGAACAGGGAAGCGGUGUCAGAAAGGCAAGAUGUGUGAGUGUUGCGACUCCUUGAGGGUGUCCGACUCGGACUAUGAGUCCGUUUGUGGAAUUCCACGUCACUUGCCCGAUCAAGCUUUCACCUCAUUGGGCCUCUCUCGAGAAAAGUCUUGCAGCAUGCCUCUUCAUUGGUCGAAAGUGCCGUCUGUGAGAUCCAGCCCCGCCUCUCUGUCCAGCUCCUGUCAUUCUUUGAGAUCUCGAUCCCGCACUGCCUCUGUUCAGUCGCUGGACUCUUUAGACGGCAAUGAUCCAUUUGAUUGGCCAGAAGAGCAUUCGGCCAUUAUAGACACAGUUUUCAAAGAGUUAAAGAGAAUUGAGGCAAAGCCAGUGAGGUCACCGGCUGGAAGUCGCAUUCCUGUGUUGGGAAGAGGGGACCUGCAGAAUGGGAAGGAUGAGGUGGGGCUGAAAGCAGGGUUAGUGAGGGUCCUGAAUUUUGGAGAGGGCAACAAUGGGACGGAUGAUGAAUUUGAAGAAGAGAACAAUGACAUCCUGACUGAGCUAAAAGACGACUUUAUGCCUUUGCAAAGACAGGCGUCCAAAGGUAGGGUGCACCUUGCUGUGAAGCAGUUGCGUGAACAACUCGUUCAAGCUCAUGCUCGCAUCAGAACUCUUGAGGCACAGCUAAGGGAUAGCAACAAACCAACAACCGAUGCUCCUGCCAAGCAGUUGAAGUCUCCACAAGUGACCAGUCUGAAAAAUAAAAAUGACCUCAUAGAGAGCCUCAGCCAAUCACUGCACAGCAGAGAGAAUGUAAUCCAGGAAUGUGUGACUUUGAUCCGGAAGCUGUGUGCGGAGCAGGGGCUGGAAUCACAGGACACUGACAAACUCAUCAAAAAAGUGGCCAGCGCAGUGACUGAUACACGCACUGAACGUGAGGUGAUUCUGGAGGCCCAGCUGUCUGAGGUGAGCGAAAAAGAGAAAGCUCUGGAGAAACAGCUGCAGGCCAUGAGAGACGCUGGCAGAGAGAGAGACAGAGACUUCAUCACACUCAACACUGUGCUCCAGUGUAACCAGGAUGUUAUUAACCACCUACGUGUAGAGCUUGCGGAGAGGGAUCGAGCCCAACAGGAAAUUAUGAAAGAAAGGGAAAUGUGGAACUCGAGAGAUUCAGCUUUGACUGCACUGGUGAAGGAGAACAAAGACUAUAUCUCCCAGCUAAAAGAGGUGCUGGAGAGUUCACGCAGAGAUGUGCAGGCACUCUCAGACUCACUGAUUGGACGGGGAUUGGAAGGGGGCGAAGCUGAGGCUGGAUUGGUCAAUCAGCUGCGAGAGAAAGAAGCUCUGCUGGCAGCAAGCUUAAGAGAUAGAGAGGAGUUCAGCGCCACCAUGCUGCAGGAGAUCUCAAGCCUCUCCUCGGCCUUAACUGAUGCUGAAAGCAUCAUACUGGACCAAAGAGAAAAUCACAAACAAACCAUCAUUGCACUAUCAGAGCAACUCAAGGACACACUCAAGGAGCUGAGAGAGAAAACCAAGGAGAAAAAGGAGGCUGAACUAGGCUGGAAGAAAGAAAAUAAAGAGAGAGCUUUUGAGGAAGGAAAACUAAGAGACAAUCUUCAGAAGAGGGAUAAACUCAUAGAGCAAGUUCUUCUGGAGUUAGAGGAGCGUGACGGUGUGUUAACAGAGCUACAGCAAAACAUCUCUAGCAGACUUGGACCCAAAAUAGCCCUCAAACACACACUGUGAGUGUGUGAUUAAACACAUAAUGUGAGUUUAAUAAUGUUCUAUAUACUGAACUUGAUAACUGCUCAAUAUAUUGUUAAUGGCACUACUUUCAUUGUGCAAUCUAAAACAAUAGCUCAGCUUCUAAUAAAGUUAAUUCUUUUAAAACAGUAAUUCUCUAUUUCCCUUAAAACUGAAAGGAAAUCAAGACAUGUUCAGCCAGAUUCUUCAAAACUGAACUUUUGAGAAAGUUGAGUGUAUGUUAUGAAAUGUUUUUUGUUGUUUAAAUUAAUUUAUGACUGGGCCAUUACAUGUUGCUUUAGUAAUUUAGAUUGAACUCAGACAUAAAAUGUUGAUUACUUCCCACACUUCCAGAUUGUGGUUCCAAGAUUUACAUGGUUGCACACACACACACACACAUGGUUUUCAGCACACACUUUGCUUAUUAAUAAUUAUUUUCAUAUACCACAAUCCUGGCAUUAUUAUUAUUAAAUGUUUAAAUUGUUUUUUUAUUAAUUAUGUAUGGAUACGUUGAACGCUGCUUUUCUUGUUACUGUUUGAUUUGUCUUUCCCCAACGUAAUUUUCCAUGUGAUCUUAUAUUUGUUCUUUAUUUAUAAAUGUUUAAUUUGUUUUGGAUUAUGGUACAAACUGGGAUAUGCUAGUGUAGAGAAAACUUGUGCACAAUAGAAGGAUUUACAAGUCUCUCUGGAAAGAACAUGUUUUAAUCUGCUUAUUUUAUCUGAGUAUGCUGAAAUCCCCAUGACUUGGUGCAUACCUCAUAAGUCACAUUUAAAAUGAAGCCUCAAGUUUGUGUGGGUUUUCUAAAGGUUUUGUUGGAGCUUUUCUUUUAUGUCUGAAAUAUUAAAGGUUCUUCCUUUUUGUCUGAUCA
Molecule: messenger RNA, 3531 nt
Organism: Carassius gibelio (silver crucian carp)
Lineage: Eukaryota; Metazoa; Chordata; Actinopteri; Cypriniformes; Cyprinidae
Product: myosin-2 heavy chain
Exons: 13
Coding region: 314-2665 (783 amino acids)
Source: RefSeq, a predicted model, not a curated record